AAUCUUUCCCAGCCUCCAGGGGUUUAAUUCUGAUCUGUAAUAAGUCUCUGACCCACAGCUCAGACUUGCAGAUGGAUUUUGCAAAGCUGUGGUUAAUGAUUAGAAAUCCUUUAUCACCUCAGCUCGUGGUCUCUUGCACUUCGCUCCCCUCCCUCAGGAUCCCUUUCUCCCUCUACAGGGGCAUUGCCCCCUCCAAGGCUCUGCAAAGAACUGCCCUGUAAGUAUCUCCAUCCUGAUACAGUUGCUGCCUUCUAAAUUCACUGAGGUCUUCUACAUGCCUUCUUGAGCCUGCUUGUGGCCACCCACAGACACUUGUAAGGAGGAGAGAAGUCAACCUGGCAGAGAGACUCUGAAAUGAGGGAUUAGAGGCAUCCAGGAGCAAGAGCUUCAGUCUGAAGAUAAGGGAGCAGUCCCUGAAGACGGUUCUACCAUGGCCUCUCUUGGCCUCCAACUUGUGGGCUACAUCCUAGGCCUUCUGGGGCUUUUGGGCACACUGGUUGCCAUGCUGCUCCCCAGCUGGAGAACAAGUUCUUAUGUCGGUGCCAGCAUUGUGACAGCAGUCGGCUUUUCCAAGGGCCUCUGGAUGGAGUGUGCCACACACAGCACAGGCAUCACCCAGUGUGACAUCUAUAGCACACUUCUGGGCUUGCCCGCCGACAUCCAGGCUGCCCAGGCCAUGAUGGUGACAUCCAGUGCAAUCUCCUCCCUGGCCUGCAUUAUCUCUGUGGUGGGCAUGAGAUGCACAGUCUUCUGCCAGGAAUCCCAAGCCAAAGACAGAGUGGCAGUAGCAGGUGGAGUCUUUUUCAUCCUUGGAGGCCUCCUGGGCUUCAUUCCUGUUGCUUGGAAUCUUCAUGGGAUCCUGCGGGACUUCUACUCACCACUGGUGCCUGACAGCAUGAAAUUUGAGAUUGGAGAGGCUCUUUACUUGGGCAUUAUUUCUUCCCUGUUCUCCUUGAUAGCUGGAGUCAUCCUCUGCUUUUCCUGCUUAUCCCGGAGAAAUCGCUCCAACUACUAUGAUGCCUACCAAGCCCAACCUCUUGCCACGAGGAGUUCUCCAAGACCUGGUCAACAACCUCCUAAAGUCAAGAGUGAGUUCAAUUCCUACAGCCUGACAGGGUAUGUGUGAAGAACCAGGGGCCAGAUAUGGGGGGUGGCUGGGUCUGUGAAAAACAGUGGACAGCACCCCGAGAACCACAGGUGAGGGACAUUACCACUGGAUCGUCAGAAGGUGCUGCUGAGGACAAACUGACUUUGGGCAUUGGAUUGAGCAAAGGCAGAAAUGGGGGCUAGUGUAACAGCAUGCAGGUUGAAUUGCCAAAGAUGCUCGCCAUGCUAACCUUUCUGUUUUCCUCACCUUGCCGCCCCCCUUCCCUGAAUCCCCAACCCUCAACUUGAAACCCCACUCCCCUACUUUGAGCCAGGCCCCAGAUGAUCCCUUUGCCCUUUGGUUUAGCUGGGACUCCAUCCCCACACCCACUAAUCACAUCUCACAGACUGACCCUCUCUCUGGCUGAGUUGGCUCUUAGCUCUUUGCUGGGGACGGGAAGGAGAAGCGGUGGCUUUUGUGGACAUUGCUCUAACCUACUUAUCAAGCCUCCCUCCAAAGAAACAGACUGGCCCUGGAACCUCCAUCCCACUCUUGUUAUGACUCCACAGUGUCCAGACUAAUUGUGCAUAAACUGAAAUAAAGCCAUCCCACAGUAUCCAGGGAACAGAAAGCAGGAUGUAGGAUGGGAGGAUGGGAAGGCAGCCUGGGACAUUAAAAAAAAAAAAAAAAAAAAAAAAAGCAGAACCCAUUUCCCAGGGCACUUUCCAGAAUUCCCUCAUAUUUGUGGUCAGAGGAUUGAGCCUGUGGCUUAAGGAAAGCACAAGGAAAGGAAAAAAGAUCUGGUGGAAAGCUCAGGUGGCAGCAGACUCUGACUCCACUGAGGAACAGCCUCAGAAGCUGUGAUCACAACUUCACUGAAGCCCCUGCCUCCCUCUGGGGCACCUGUCCUGUCUUCCUGCCUAAACCACAAGGCUAAGGGCUACAGACAAUGGUUUCCUUAGCAACAGUGAACUAGUUUUUCUAGAGAUUGCCCUUGGCUGGGGGAUGACAGUGUGGGAUCUAUGGAUCAGUACACACACAGGAUGGAGCAGUGUAUCUACUGAGGAAGAUACCAUUCCUUGAUGCUAGCCAAGAAAGAAUAAGAACCUUGGUGUCUAAGAAACCGGGUGGAUGUGUAUGGUGGCUCCAGUGGGUGUUUCUACUAUGUCAGCAAGAGGCAGCCCCCCAGAAUGUCUUCAGGCAUAAUGGAAAAUCAGCUCAAGUGAGAUCAGGCCCCCUAGGGUCCACCCACAGAGCACUACAGAGCCUCUGAAAUACUACAGCACCAGGUGAACCCCUUCAGAUUCCCCCCACUGUCCAUCAGAUGUUCUAGAGUGGCUAGAGGGCAUCCAAGAGCUCCAGCAUGGCAUAUCCAUGCCCACCGUGUUAUGUCCAUGAUCUGAGUGAUAGCUGCACUGCUGCCUGGGAUUGCAGCUGAGGUGGGAGAGUGGAGAAUGGUUCCCAGGAAGACAGUUCCACCUCUAAGUUCUGAAAAUGUUCCCUGGAAUGGGAGUAGGAAGUCAUAUACCAAAGAUUUUUUCCCUCACCAGUCUCAGCAUGACCGACUACUGAAAAACUCCAGCACACCUCCUCGAACCUCAGUGUCAGCAGAGAGGGCCCAUGUGUUGUCUGUAACAUGCUUUUCCCAUGUCCACUUUCUUGCCUACGUUCCAGCUGCUCUCCCAACCUGGAAGGCCUUCUACCCUUAGCCAAGUCCUACUCAGGCUUGGAGAACUUGCUCAGCAUCACUUCCUUCAUUGAGCCUGCUCUGAUCACUCCAUCACUCUCCUACCCCACCCUCUCCCAACCCUCAAUGUGUAAAUUGCUUACUGAUGCUUAGCAUUCACAAUUUUGAUGGAUCAUUAUUUGUGUCUGUGUGUCCGAUCUCAUAAAUACACUGUAAACUCUUUGGUGGGUGGGGGCUAUAUCCUAGACCUCUCUGUUUCCCCCAGACUAUCUGUAACAGUGGCACACAGUAGGUGAUCAAUAAACACUUGUUGAUUGAGUAA
Callithrix jacchus (white-tufted-ear marmoset) is the source of this 3096-nucleotide messenger RNA. NCBI's taxonomy places the organism in Eukaryota, Metazoa, Chordata, Mammalia, Primates, Cebidae. The record is from RefSeq and is a predicted model, not a curated record.